Messenger RNA from Cephus cinctus (wheat stem sawfly), 180 nucleotides. NCBI's taxonomy places the organism in Eukaryota, Metazoa, Arthropoda, Insecta, Hymenoptera, Cephidae. The record is from the annotation of a RefSeq genome assembly.
AUUCCACAAAUAUCCCCAAUAAAUUGAAUAUUAUUAUUAACUAUAUUUACAAUAAUUUUUAUUGUAUGCAUCUCUUUAAUAUACUUUAUUUAUUUACCUAAUAAUUUAAUUUCCAAUUCAAAUGAUAAUAAAAUUAUCUCAUAUAAUUCUAAAAAUAAAUUCCUAACCUGAAAAUGAUAA